Messenger RNA from Candida dubliniensis CD36, 1557 nucleotides. RefSeq lists its product as uncharacterized. The transcript has a single exon. The record is from RefSeq and is a predicted model, not a curated record. The coding region runs from base 1 to 1557 and encodes 518 amino acids. NCBI's taxonomy places the organism in Eukaryota, Fungi, Ascomycota, Pichiomycetes, Serinales, Debaryomycetaceae. Gene Ontology annotation, cellular component: plasma membrane. Gene Ontology annotation, biological process: transmembrane transport. Gene Ontology annotation, molecular function: transmembrane transporter activity.
AUGAGUGACUAUCCACCGCCCAGUUACCCACCUCCAAACAAUCCUCAAUACCAGCAACAUCAGGAUGAUACCUACCAUGUCCGCCCAGAUAUGGAGCGCCAGCAAGAUUUUGGUUACUAUGAAAAACCAACCCCAUCACAAAACUUCGAUGACAGUUUCAAAGUUGAAAAACCCAAAUUCAACGAUUGGCCCUUUGCAAUAUUUUUUUGGUUAGUAGUCGCUGGGUUUAUAGCCGUGGCAGGUAUCACAUUGAAUGCGUUAAGGUCCACGUAUGGUUUCCAAGGAGGGUCAAUUUACGGCUCAGGAAAUACUUUUACAUUGAACACGAACACAAUCAUUUUGUUUGCUUUUAUUAUAGUGAUGGCAUUCAUCCUCUCUGCUGCAAUAAUUGUAUUUGCCAGAUUAGCGCCUAAGGCGUUUAUUGUGACCGGUGUUAUUUUGAAUGUCGUUUUAGGUAUCGGGACCGCCAUCUUUUAUUUUGUGGAAAAAUACUACUCGGCUGCAAUUGUGUUUCUUAUCUUUGCAUUGUUUGGUGCCUGGUGCUAUUGGUCGUCCCGUCACAGAAUCCCAUUGAGUGCUACCAUAUUAACCAUUGUCAUUGAUGUCAUAAAAAUGUAUCCUUCGACUUUAAUUGCUUCGUUUAUUGGUCUUAUUUUCAGUGCUGCCUUUAGUGCUUUGUUCAGUGUUGUUAUUGUUGCAACAUAUGUGAAAUACGACCCCAACAGCAAUAAUGAAGCGUGUUCAGUUGGUGGAGGCAGUUGCUCCAAGGGCAAGUUAAUUGGUGUGUUGGUGUUUGUUUUCUUUGCUGGCUACUAUAUUUCCGAAGUGAUUAGAAACGUCAUCCAUGUGGUUAUUGCAGGAAUUUAUGGUACUUGGUACUAUUUGGCAAAUUCCGAUCAAGGUGCCCCCAAACAUCCAGCAUUAUCCUCAUUGAAACGUGCAUUGACUUAUUGUUUUGGAUCAAUUACUUUUGGGUCAUUGAUUGUGUCAUUGAUUCAACUAUUGAGACAGUUUAUUUCGAUUCUUAGAUCCAACUUUGCUGCUGACGGGAAUGGCUGGGGUGUUUGUGGUAUGAUUGUUUUGGAUUUCUUUGUCGGGUUUAUUGAUUGGUUGGUUCGUUAUUUCAACAAAUACGCUUACUGUUAUGUUGCGUUGUAUGGGAAAAGCUAUAUCAAAUCGGCUAAGGAUACAUUUGAUUUGAUUCGUUUCAAAGGAAUGGAUGCAUUGAUCAAUGAUAUGUUUAUCAACACCGCCUUGAACUUGUACUCUUUGUUUGUGGCUUAUUUGGUUGCGCUAUUAGCUUUCUUGUACUUGAAGUUCACCAAGCCAGACUACAAUUCUGGCGGUGCAUUUUAUGCUCCAGUUAUCGCCUUUGCAUUUUUAAUUGCUGGCCAAAUCAAUCGUAUCUCAUUAACAGUAAUUGAAAGUGGUACUGCAACUUUCUUUGUUGCCUUAGCCAAAGACCCAGAAAUCUUCCAAAUGACAAAUAGAAACAGAUUUGACGAUAUCUUUAGAAAUUACCCUCAAGUAUUGGAAAAGAUCACUAGUGACCAUUAG